UGGAUUAACCGAGGGUUGGUGGUGGUUAAAGAUCAGUUUAAUGUAACGCCACCGAUUGGUUGGCAAAUAGACCCGUUUGGUCAUUCAGCUGUGCAAGCUUACCUAUUGGGGGCAGAGCUUGGAUUUGAUUCUGUUUUCUUUGGGAGAAUUGAUUACCAAGAUAGAGCUAAGCGAAAAGGGGAUAAACGUCUUGAAGUUAUCUGGCGGGGCUCCAAGAGUCUUGGUUCAUCUUCACAGAUUUUCGCGGGUGCUUUCCCCGAGAACUACAAACCUCCACCUGGUGGUUUUUACUUUGAAGUUAAUGAUGAUUCCCCGAUUGUCCAGGAUGACAUCGACCUGUUUGAUUACAAUGUUGAAGAACGAGUUAAUGAUUUUGUUGCUGCUGCCUUAUCACAGGCGAACAUUACUCGUACAAAUCAUGUAAUGUGGACGAUGGGGGCCGACUUCAAAUAUCAGUAUGCAGAGUCAUGGUUUCAGAAUAUGGACAAGUUUAUUCUUUACGUCAAUAAAGAUGGCCGGGUCAAUGCUUUCUAUUCAACGCCAUCUAUAUACACUGAUGCUAAACAUGUUGAGCCUGACUCAUGGCCUCUCAAAGAAGACGACUAUUUUCCAUAUGCAAGCGAUAUAGAUGCCUACUGGACUGCAUACUUUACUAGCAGGGCAGGUCUAAAGGGCUAUGUCAGAAUGUUGAGUGGCUAUUAUCUGGCAGCAAGACAAUUGGAAGUAAUGACGGGAAGGAAUAAAACGGGGCCGACUAUAGACUAUUUGGGUGAUGCUUUGGGGAUUGCUCAGCAUCACGAUGCUAUUAGUGGUACUUCUCAACAACAUGUGACUAAUGAUUAUGCAAAAUGGCUCUCAAUAGGUUAAAAGGAGGUACAAAUUAAUUCUAUGUUUUAUUGCAAAUAAUAUUUUGAGCUCAACAAUGCAGGGUAUAUCCCAAACGGGUGCAACAUAUGAUCUAAGAGCUGUUGGGAUCGUAGGCACAUGGACCGUGGUACGCUUCGGUAUGCAGAAUGGAAACAGGUACUUGUUUGUGAAUAUUUUCUUUGCAGAUAAGAUUACUGAUUUUUCAUACCAUUUGAUAACAUUCUUCAAAUCAUUACAUCAUGGAGGAGUCGAUAUGAUCCAUAGUGGGAGGGAUAAGAUUGAAACUCUACAACAGGUUAUCUAUCUAUUUUAUGAAUUAUUGCUGUGGACUUUUUAUUUAUUGACAUUUAUGAAUGGGAUUUUAGUUUAUAUAAUUAUUCAUUGGGUUCUGUAUUUAUCGCUCAUUUUUAUGUUUGUUCUUGCCAUGGAAUAAUAUUACUUAUGUAAUUUUUAAGGUCAAUGGAAGAAAAAGUGUCUAGCCGGCUUUGGAAUUCCCUCACGGUGUAUUUGACCCAUGCGAGUAAACAAUGUGCUUCUUAAGUUUAUUGUUAAGGUGAAAUUGUUAUAAAAUUAACAGAAUUUUAAAAAGGUUUACAAAAACACAAAAAAAAAAGAUGUAGAUUAAAGUGGCGAAGAUUAGGAUGGGAGGAUUGGCUCAAAGGGGUGGGGUUGGUGUUGGCACUGGUCUGACCCAUUUAAAAAGGGGAGAAGUACAGUUAACAUUAAUGGUCUCUUGUUUGAUAUGGUUCAAGGGUGCUGUAAAAAAGGAGUUUGAAGAACUUUAUUUACUCAUAUUUGCUCCUUUGUAUUUAAAGGCUCAAGCCUAGGCGCCCAAGCAUGGUGAACCAUUCUGAAAACCUAAAGUACGCAGCCACGGUGAACCAUUUUGAAAACCGGCUUGGACCCGCCCUGAAGUCUGAACCAGUUUGGAAUACACCUAUUUUUUUUUUUGGAAUACACAUGCGCCCUGCUUUCUUUGGGGCCUCGCUUAAGUGCCUUUAGCUUAGCCGACAAGCUCUCACCCUUUUGCGCCUUGAGCCUUUGACUACCUAGAUUAACUUGGUAUAUGUUUGUGAAAAUUUUUUCAUUAUGACAGCUUGGUAUAAGUAUGUGAAAUUUUAUGAAUCCGAUAAAUCUGGAGAUCUUUUUGCAACCAGAGGAUCGUGGGGUCGUGUAGUUUUGUUUGAGACAGAAGACAUGUCUGUUUAUAUCAAUAAUCUUUGUAGUAAUUUGUUCAUCUGAUUUGUUUAAAAUUAUUUUUAAAAUUUCUUAUUGAUUCCAUUUGUAACAUGUAUGCCAGGCUAAUAAUAGAAGACAUCUAGAGGCCAUGGAUUGUUCCACCUGUUCGACACCUUCAAUUCCGUUUUUACCAGAUAUGAUUUUACUUUUUAAAGGAAUGAAUGCAAUUUAUAAUAUAAUGUAGAUUGUAUAGAUCUUAUCUUGAUUUUUAGGGUCUUUUGUGAAGAACUACAGUGGCACUAACGAUGCUUCGGCAGGCGAUUGGAGCGGUGAAGAAGGAUCAAACAAGCAUUAGCAUUGCUAAGUAUGGCACCAGAGUUAGAAGUUGCCAUAGUGAAAGCCACCAGUCAUGAUGAUGAACCGACCAGUAAGAAGUAAAUUCGGGGCAAUCCUGCAGCUUACGACGCUAAGUGAGCGCCUGCGUUCAUGCCAUGUCGAAACUUUGAGCAAGAUGCGUGAUUGGUUUGUUAUGUUAAAGUGUUUUGUUUUAAUUCACUGGUUGUUGAAUGACGGGGAUAUGGUUUCUAGCAGGAGAUUAUGUAUGCUACUAGAAGAGGAAACGGGUUGCUUAACAUGGCGGAUUUUCGUGAUAAGGCGCACUUUAAUUCAUGGGAUCACUCUGCUUUUGUGAGGACUUACGGGUUUUAUUUGGAUUAAAGGCUGAAAUAUGUACCAAAUUUUAUAUAUAAUACAUUACUUGUUUCCUUUUGCAAAUUAAAUAACAUGUUUUCCUCUUAUUUCUUUGGGCUAAAACUUGUUUGAUCUUAUUAACCAAAUAAAGGCUAAAAUUGGUCAA
Molecule: messenger RNA, 2902 nt
Organism: Helianthus annuus (common sunflower)
Lineage: Eukaryota; Viridiplantae; Streptophyta; Magnoliopsida; Asterales; Asteraceae
Product: probable alpha-mannosidase At5g13980
Exons: 8
Coding region: 424-867 (147 amino acids)
Biological process (GO): mannose metabolic process
Molecular function (GO): alpha-mannosidase activity
Source: RefSeq, a predicted model, not a curated record